AACAGGGACUUUGCACUUCCCUUUUGGGGAAGUAGGAAUGACCCCUUAUGAUUUCAGUGUUAUCACGGGGUUGCGGAUUGGGGGGAAGCCUAUCCCAUACAAUGCCGGUGUUCACCGAUCAGAGGAUGAUCUUCUUAAGGCUUUGGGCAGUCGCCCUCCGGUUAUUCGUGGUUCAGUUUCAUGCUCCUGGCUCUUUGAGAAUUUCCACAAUGUUGUUUGCAACACUGAUAGAGAUCGAGAGUGCCAUACUCGGGCUUUCAUCCUCUACCUCUUUGGAUGCACUAUGUUUGGCACCUUAGAUUGCAAGGUGAAUUUGAACUCCCUCCCAGCUCUUGAGGAUGUUGACAGAAUCGGAGAAUAUGACUGGGGCGGUGCAGCCUAUGCUGCUCUAUGCACCCACAUGAACAGUGUGUCACGGGGUAAGGCCCACAGGCUAGGCGGCCUUUGGAAAGUCUGGGAGAUUUGGAGCUACGAGUACUUCAGUCUACUGGCUCCCUCCUUAAAGGUUGAUGAUUCUAUGGCUUUUCCCCGAUCUUUAAGAUGGUGGGGUGGUUCUGAAUUUGAGAUGUGUCCCAAACAUAGGAUGGUUGACUUGAAGAAUUUUCGGGAAGCAAUCAACAAUCUCACAAUUGAGAUGGUCAACUGGAAUCCAUGGGGUGAGAUUGAGCCAACUCUGCCUCCAGAGAUCCGCCAUGCCAAGGAACUGUCACGUCGGAGGAUUUUGUUUGAAGGCCCUUCUGGCCAAUUUUGGUUCCUGGGAGAAAGACUCUCCAUGCAGACGCUGGGUUCUCCUCAACCUAUGGUUCCACUCCCUCCUCCCAUGUCUAUGAGGUUGACUGCUUCUUUCUCCGCAGAAGAGCUAGAGGGAUGUUUUAAAGGAUUUCCAGCAGAGAGAUUCAUUGAUCACUCUGGCAACUACGAUGACUUUUGUGCCUCCUUUCUUAUGCCUCCAUUUAGAAACAGUGUACCUUUGGUGGACCAAGAUGUUCGAAGCCAAGGAGAAACUUCAAAAGAGGGACUGCAAAUCCUUCCAGGUGAUAUUCAGAUCCCUAAUCGUCCAUCGUGGAAUGUAUACUUGCCAAAUGAAGAUGGGAUUUUGGAACAAGUGGAAGUUCCUCGGGUCAGCUAUGGGGAAGGGCUCCCCCUACCUCCUCAUGUCCACCUGGCAUACCGCCCACACCUAGAGGAAGCUUACCAGCUCAUCAGUGGGCUCAAACACUUGGUGUUGGUUUUAAAGACUGAGGCUCAAUUUCAAGCACAGGCCAACCGCAAGCUACAGGCUAAAGAGGGAUACUUGUAUGAACAGAUUGCUGAUUUGAAAGCACAGUUAAGGGACAGGGGAAUUGGUCAGCAGCAGGAUGUUAGAUCUUCAUUCUAUCGCCCGUAUUUUCCUAUGCCUCAAGAAACAUGCUGUCCAGGGACUCCCACACCUCUGCCUCCACAUAAAAUUGUUUCUACACAUUUGGAAGAACGAUUGAAUGAGCCAACUGGUACAGAUGCUUUGGUUCGCCCUGGUACCCUAACUCAGCAACCCAUUGGCAGUCCUUCAUAUCCCAGUUCCUCUGCAAGUCAACCUAAGAGACCAGCCCAACAGCGGCAGGCUCUGGCAGACUACUGGAGUACGUUUUGGUACCAACUCUGUGGCUAGAUGGAUCAAGGCUGAGCAACAUUGUGAGCAAGAUGCUGCUCGAAAUGGGAUGGUGAGCACAACCAUGGGCAAUAAGAAAGCCAGAGUUUAGAUUCUAAAGCAAUUUCUUCACACUGUUGUUCCUUUUCUUUGUAGUAAGAAUUCUGACUUUAGUGAGCCAUUCUUUUUAAAUGAAAACAUGGGUAACCUUUUUUUUGUUUA
This is a messenger RNA of Vitis vinifera (wine grape), 1849 nucleotides long. RefSeq lists its product as uncharacterized. The record is from RefSeq and is a predicted model, not a curated record. The transcript is spliced from 7 exons. Bases 38 to 1648 code for a protein of 536 amino acids. NCBI's taxonomy places the organism in Eukaryota, Viridiplantae, Streptophyta, Magnoliopsida, Vitales, Vitaceae.